Molecule: messenger RNA, 2793 nt
Organism: Leguminivora glycinivorella
Lineage: Eukaryota; Metazoa; Arthropoda; Insecta; Lepidoptera; Tortricidae
Gene: Noki
Product: leucine-rich repeat-containing protein 24
Exons: 1
Coding region: 293-2248 (651 amino acids)
Molecular function (GO): protein binding
Source: RefSeq, a predicted model, not a curated record
GGCCGCGAAGCCGCAGCGCGGGGCGCGGGGGCACCGUGGCGCAUGCGUUGCGUUCUUUUUACACAGACGAUCCCUCUCUCCCUCAGUUGAUUUACAGCCGUCGCGGAUGCGUGCCGUGCCGUCAUGUGUCCCUCACCAACUUUUUCGAGUAGUGACGUGAUACGGUAUACGAACCUAGUGACUCAAUACAUUCGGUUCGACUGACUCGAGAGGAUAUUGUGCUCACGAUAUCGCGAGACAUUGAUCGGAGGAAAUGCAGUGAAAGUGACAAUUAGCCGUAAAUUGGAUAAAUAUGAAAAUGAGGUGGUUUAUAGUGACAGUGAAUGUUGUGAUGUGGAAAACUGUAUUAGCCGGCAUCGCCCCCGCCGGGUCGUGCCCCGCAGUGUGCGAGUGCAAAUGGAAGGGUGGCAAGCAGACGGUGGAGUGCGUGGAGCGCGCGCUCAUCACGGUGCCGCAGCCCGUGGACCCGGCGACGCAGGUGCUGGACCUGUCGGGCAACAACCUGCAGAUCCUGCCGCAGGACGCCUUCGCGCGCACUGGCCUCGUCAACCUGCAGCGCAUCUACCUUCGCAGUUGCAGUAUCGGCCAAAUACACGACAGAGCUUUCAAAGGCCUAACUAAUCUAGUUGAAUUAGAUCUCUCUCAUAAUUUACUCACUCAAAUACCUUCCAACAGCUUCAGGGACGCCCCGUUCCUGAGAGAUCUUACGAUAGCUCAAAAUCCAAUAUUAAAAGUUCAUUCCGAGUCAUUAAGUAAUUUGGGAAGCGUCGUGAAGCUCGAUUUGUCAAAAUGUGAUAUAAGAGAAAUAGCUCCCGAUUCGUUUAGAAAUUUGAAAUCUUUGGAGUCGCUAAAAUUGAACAUUAAUAAAUUGAGAGAGUUACCGCUAACUUCCUUAGAAAGACUGGAAAAAUUAAGAGCAAUAGAUCUGUCAGAUAACCAUUGGACGUGCGACUGUCGACUUCGUGAGCUCAAGCUUUGGCUAGGCAAGCGGAAACUUCUGUCGACGCCGACUUGCUCCGCGCCGGCGAGGCUCGCUCACCGACCCUUCUCGGAGCUAGCCAUCGAAGAGUUCGCCUGCAAGCCGGAAAUAUUGCCUGUCAGUCGACAUGUCAUGGCGGAAGCCGGAGGAAACGCCACUAUCACAUGCAAGACGGAAGCCGUCCCGAGCGCUAACAUUAACUGGUAUUGGAAUGGCCGCUUACUCCAAAACGGAAGUCAUUUCAACUCUCACCAAAAAACAUACAUCUUCGAGGAAGGUGAUGCAAAAAAGAAAUCUAUGUUAGUAUUAACUAAUCUGCAAAUCUCCGAGCCCAUCGAGUUUUACUGCGUCGCUACUAAUAACGGUGGCAAUGCGGAAGCAAAUUUCACAUUACAUAUCAGUCAAAGCAGUUUACAAACAACCCUGGGAAACGCUCAAAUUGCGAGUCUUGGCGCAGCAUUAUUCAUACUCAUUGUUAUAAUUUCAUUGGCAUUAUUAAUUACAUUUGUGCGAUUUCGUCCGCCACCCGCGUGCGAAAGCAAAACGCCUAAUACACUGGACAGAGUGGUGUCGGGCAAUGAAGUGCACCCGGCCGUGGCCGACCGGCCUCACGGGGCAGUGCUCGGGAACAGGCAGGAGAAUAUGAAUUACAAUGACCCCAAAUGCAACCCGGUUCUGAAACCACCGAGAGUGAGCGACAUACCUUACACCACUAAUCACUAUGAAGGCAGAGGGAGUCUAGUUACUGCCGGCGGGCCGGUAGUGGUCUCACCGACAGCUUCUGCCGGUAUCGAUCCCGAUCUUAUCAACGGCACGAGGCCGGACAGUGCCACCCGACCGGGGAGUGGCGAGUACACACGCGAGGGUUCCGAAUCCUUAUACCCGUCUGGCCUCUGGGAUCAAAUGAAAAUGACGCAAGCCAGCAAUCUAGCCCGAGCGGUGAGCUCAGCUAUUCCGGCGUACUACAACGACCGGACGCCUAUAAUUGAGAACUGCAGCGUGAACGGGUCUCAGGAGGAGCUGGGGUACAUGAGUCGGACGUUCCCUCGGUCGCACGCGGCGACGACGACGCCGGCGCCGGCGGCGGCGGCGGGCGACGCGCCGUACCCGGCGGACUACGGGCUGCCGGUGGCAGGCACGGGCGCGCGCACGCUGCGCGUGUGGCAGCGCGCGCCGCCCGUGCUGCCGCCGGUCCUCAAGAGGGUGCUCACCAUCACGCGGCCCGCCUCGGAGGAGAGCUUUCAGGAUGGCUGUGCCACUGAUGUAUAGAUUUUAUAAAUAUUGCAAUGUUACAUAUCUACGGUUUAAGGGAAGAGACGACAGAAUUGUAAAUUCAUACGUAAAUUAAGAAUGGUAUGUAUUAACUAUACCUAAAUAGGCCUUAGUGUAAUAUUUUUUGUAUGAUAUAACUUAUUUAUAUAGAUAGAUAAAUAAGUAUUUGGAAAGUUACUUUGGGUCCCGACGUAGGAUCCGCGACUGAUUAGUUGAAGGAUGAAUCUAAGUGUAAUAUAUUAUUAACGUGAUAUGGAAUGGUAUUGACUAUGAUCGCCAAAUAAUUAAAUAAAGUUUAAAUAUUAAAUUUCUUCGUUGUUGAGUCGAAGCCCGGUGAAGUUGCAUAAAGCAGUAUAAUAUAUGUGUAACACACAGACAUUAUUAUUAUCCAAAGAUGUUGAACUCCUGUCAAGAUAAAUGUAAAAAUAAUGUUAUUACACGAUGAAUGUUGUUCGAUGUACAAUAAUAAUUAUAUGUGUAUUUUUUGUUGAAAAGAAUAAAAAUACUAACUGGAAAUAAUAAACAGGGCGACUGUCAAACUA